This is a messenger RNA of Lagopus leucura (white-tailed ptarmigan), 2497 nucleotides long. RefSeq names its product apoptosis antagonizing transcription factor (gene AATF). The record is from RefSeq and is a predicted model, not a curated record. Gene Ontology annotation, biological process: regulation of transcription by RNA polymerase II. Lineage: Eukaryota; Metazoa; Chordata; Aves; Galliformes; Phasianidae. The coding region runs from base 21 to 1697 and encodes 558 amino acids. Gene Ontology annotation, cellular component: nucleolus; nucleus. The transcript has 12 exons.
GCCCCCCUCCGCUCGGGAAGAUGGCGGCGCCCUUAGCGCAGCAGCUGGAGGAGCUGCUCAACCCCCGGCCCGACCUGCGAGACCCCGAGGACGACGCGGAGGAAGCUACAGUUGCUAAAGUGAUUGACAGGUUUGAGGAUGAGACUGCAGAUGACAUUUUACCUGUUGGUAAUAUACGGAAAAAAGCUUCGGCCUCCCUCUUAGAAGCUGAUAAAAGGUACAGUGGAAAAGCAACAUCUCGCAAAGCCUUGCAGGAAGAGCUCUGGGGAGAUGCUCUGUCUGAAGAAGGAUCUGCUGAAGAAACCUUAGAUAUGUGGUACAGUGGCAGUGAAGAUUCAGAAGACAAUGGCAGCUUGGGCAGUAAAACAGAGGAGCAGGCCAGCAGUGCUGGCAGUGACCAGGAGGAUAAUAUGGAAGAUGAUGGAGAGAGAGGUUCCUCUGCCAAAGCACCAAAGUUCAGUUUCCAGAAUGUCACGGACUUUGAGAAAUUUGCAGAGGGGAUGGAUGACAUUGGGAGCAGUGAUGGAGAAGAUGAAGAUGAUGCCAGCAUGGAAGAAGGAAGUGAUGAUGAGAAAUAUGAGGGGGAAGACCAUGACCACAUAAAAGACACCAAUGACAACGAGGAUGACGGGGGGGUGAUGACGUUCUCAAAGGGACAAGCAAGUGAUGAGGUGGAAAAAGGAAAAGCGGUGAAGAAUCAGCUAGCGUUGUGGGAUCAGAUCUUGGAAGGCAGAAUCAAGAUGCAGAAGGCACUUGUAAUAGCCAACCGGCUUCCUCAGCCAGAUACUUUCCCCCUUUUCAGAAAGGAAGGUGGACAGGAAUUCGACAGUGCUGUGGAGAGCUGUUGUAAAGCCAUAGACACAUUGCUGGGAGUACUAGUGGACAUUCAGGAUGAGUUGCUUUAUCAAUGCCCGGGCACAAGGCACCUGGUAGAUGGAAAACAAUCAAAACCUGAGAGUGAUGAUGAAAUUCCCAGCAGCGGCGAUGAAGAGCCAGCAGGUGAAGCUCAGGAGAAGAGGAAGCGCCCUCCCAAACGAAAGCUGAAGGCGGAGGACUUCCCAGAGUUCAUAGCCAAGAGGUACAAUGACUACAGGACGUACCGGAACAGCAUCCUGCAGAAAUGGCAUGAGAAGACAAAGCUGGCAUCUGGCAAAAUGGGCAAGGGUUUCGGCGCCUUUGAGCGUUCAAUCUUGACUCAGAUUGAUCAUAUUUUGAUGGACAAAGAGAGAUUGCUACGGCGGACACAGACCAAGCGAUCAGUGUACAGAGUGCUGGGGAAGAAGGAGCAGGAUUCCCAUCCAGCCCCUGAAUAUUUGCCUGAAAAUUCGGAAGUCCUCCCUGAGACAGAUUCCAACAGGCACCUGAAGGACAUAGAUGAGGAAAUAUUUGAUGAUGAUGACUUUUAUCACCAACUCCUUCGAGAACUGAUAGAGCGUAAAACCACUUCAUUGGACCCCAAUGAUCAAGUCGCCAUGGGCAGACAGUGGCUGGCCAUCCAGAAGCUACGAAGCAAAAUAAAGAAGAAAGUGGACAGGAAAGCCAGUAAAGGAAGGAAAAUCCGGUAUCAUGUCCAUAGCAAGCUGGUGAGCUUCAUGGCACCUAUUGACCACUGUACGAUGAAUGAUGAUGCCAGGACGGAGCUUUAUCGUUCGCUCUUUGGAAGAAUGAUGCGGCCUGAAGACCCUCAGCGUGGUUAGGAUCCGGCACCGCCGCACCUGCAGGUUCUGCCCCGUUCUCUUUGCAGCUUCCCAGCCUGCUCAGCACCGGCCAACCGUCGUGCCAGGAGAGGGAUGUGCUGUCCCUGCACUUCUAUUAAACCCUCAAAGGUUUUUAUUUUGAAGAUUGGUGGGAUUUUUGUUUUCUUCUUAUUUUUUUUUGAGGCGUGCCGUUCUGUUCGUUGGCUGCGGGUCUGGAUGGGGUGACUUGAUUUCCACUGAGUCAAGAGGAUUUAAAUGUCAUUUACAUAAUUAACGUGGCCUUAAAACAGAGAAGAGGUGCUCUGCCUUGCAGCAGCCCCAGCUCCUGGUUCACAUUCCAGUUUCAGAACGGCCUCUUUGCAGCCAUGGACGUCACCCAGCCUGUGGUAGGCACACUGUGGGGACACACCUGGGGGUACUUCUGCAAUUAGAACACCUUGGUGAAUUUUUCAGUCCAGCGUUGAUUGUGGACACUUAAUUAUUUCUGCUGAUUGUGACUGUGAGCCCUCUUCUCUUCGCUGUGACCGUGACACACUUCUGAAAGAUGGCAGCACUAAUGCAGAGCUGCCAGAAGGCAUCACGCAGGGUUUGUGGGCUUUCUGUAGCCAAAGGCCACAGUUUGGAAAUGAAACCUCCAUAAAGGGAAUCUAUUAGCCUGCUGUGAUCAAUGUGAAACCGAGGUUAUCUCGUGUAAAUAAUACGUGCAUAUAUGUGUAUAAUGAGAAUGGCCAUUGCUUGUGACCACAGGAACUGCACUGUCUUUGUUCUGUGGGAUUUAAUUAAAGCACUUUGUGAAUGGA